AGAUCCGAUUCUGUCUAUUUGUAAUCCAAAGACAGAAUUUGUAAUCCAUGACAUCGAAUUUUAUGAAAUUCAGCAGUCAAAUUAUCGGCAAAUUCACCCGUGUAACUAGCUUACCAGCUCAUCACACUGAUUUGGUUCAAAGGGUUUCGAUUUUAAAAGACGAGCUUUUAACGAUUGGUAAUAGUAAGGAAAAGUUCCAAAACGUUUUGGAUCAAAAAGGGCAAUGGUUGUUUAAAACUUAUCGUGAUGGUGCUGGGAUCUUGGAGCUUAUGGAUCAACUCUUUCCUCGUCAUUACUUAGCUCUUCAGGUUUUAGAGUGGAGGAGAGGGCAGAAGGAUUACUGUAUCCCAUUGACAUCGGAGGAGUAUGCGAAAGGAAUCAAAAUUGCGGGUCGAGCUAGGGAUAUUAACCUUGCAGUCUAUCUUUUCGAUGAGGCGGCUAAGAAACGAAGUCAGACUGCUUCAGUUUACAAUGCUUUGAUGAGUGUUUACAUGUGGAACGGGCUUGCUGAUGAAUGUCAGUCGCUUUUUAAAGAUUUCAGGAGGCAAACGCAUUGUGCUCCGACCGUUGUGACCUAUAAUAUUCUAGUAUCUGUUUAUGGUAGACUUCUGAUGGUAAAGAAUAUGGAAGCAGCUUUCGAAGAAUUACAAAAACUGAAGCUUUCUCCCACUUCUGUCACUUACAACUUUCUAAUUGCUGGCUACAUGACGGCCUGGAAUUGGGAUAAAAUGGAAGCUACUUUUCAAGAAAUGAAGAGGGGUCCAGUUGAGCCUGAUACAGAUACUUAUCAGCUAAUGCUUCGUGGGUAUGCAAAUUCUGGGAAUUUGAAUAAGAUGGAAGAAAUGUAUGAAGUGAUUAAAGAUCAGGUUGGGGUGAACAGUGGUCCUUUGGUCAGAGCCAUGAUCUGUGCAUAUUCUAAGAAAGCUGUUGAUGAUAGAGUCCAAAAGGUUGAAAAUUUAUUGAGUCUUCUCUCUGGGGAGGAAUAUCUUCCUUGGUUGAAUGUGCUUUUGAUUCGAUUAUACGCUCAAGAAGGCAUUGUGGAAGCAAUGGAGGGUAAAAUCAACGAGGCAUUUGAGCAUAAGACAUGUGUUAAUAAGUCAAGUAUUAUGCGGGCAAUUAUUGCAGCCUACUUCAGGUGUAAUGAAGUUGACAAUCUUGCUAAUUUCAUCAAGCGUGCUGAGUCUGCUGGGUGGAAACUGUGCAGAUCUCUCUACCACUGUAAGAUCAUGAUGUAUGGAUCCCAAAAACGCUUUGGAGAAAUGGAAGGUGUUGUAAAUGAGAUGGCAGAGACUAACUAUGGGCUUGUAACUAAAACGUUCGCCAUUAUGUAUAAGGCUUAUAAAUAUCAUGGAAUGGAGUCAGAUGCUGAGAAAGUGAAGGGAAAGAUGCUGAAACGUGGGCUUUAGAUGAACUUCAAUUUGCGCAAAGAAUUCUGUUGUUUUGAUUUGUUCAGUGUCUUUAUCAGGUGUGCGCGCUACCAAACAGAGUAUCAAAUGGUUAGUGCUGUUUCUGCCUUUGCAUGUCUCCUGUUUAUAGUGACUUACCAGGGGGUUGUGCUUAGCAUUUGGUCUCUUUUUUUAUCAAUCAGGUUGUAGAACUGUGCUCCAUGAGGCUGAAUAAAAGAUGCUGGCUAGG
Messenger RNA from Arabidopsis arenosa, 1635 nucleotides. The record is from the annotation of a GenBank genome assembly. NCBI's taxonomy places the organism in Eukaryota, Viridiplantae, Streptophyta, Magnoliopsida, Brassicales, Brassicaceae.